AACGCGUCUUCAUGACUAACUUAUUCUUGAGGGGCGUAAGAACCAAGAUAAGGUGUCAUAUAUAAAGCACGUAUAAAUUAAUCAAAGGCUGAAUUUGCACAGUUUAGUCUUUGAUACCGAAGAAAAAAGAUGACUUCUGAUCCGUGUGUUAUUUGGUACUAUCAGUGUAAUUAAAUCGUUGUAAGAGAAAAUCUUUUGAAAAUAUAUGAGAAGUUGAUUCGUGUUACCUUUGGCACAAGUAAUUAGAAAACAAAUCGCUCAGCUAAAAACAUCCGUACAUAAGCUAAAACGGAUAUACAGAGAAGCAUGGACAAUAAAAUACAAUUUGUUAAGUGUGCACAAUCCAAUGAGCCUGUACCAGCAAUCAAGCCUCGAGUUGGAACCGCUGGAGGUAUACAGGGAUACCUAUUGGAGAUGAAACUCCUCACACAUGUUAUGUACCAAGCAAAACAAACCGAACAAUUGUGCUUUCACAUAGCUUCGAACGUAAAUUCAAUCGGUGCAUUUGACGAUUUGGUGUUUAUCAGCUGUACCAAACCCCAGUCGGGGUUCUUCUUGCAGGCAAAAUGUGGAAAAGCUAUGAUUGACGAGGACGCCUUGUUCAAUAAAAAAGGCGAUUUCAGCCUGUACAAAUAUCUGGACAGUUACAGGAUGAUAGAAAACGCAUUCGAAGACUUCAACGUGACCUGCAUUCUGUACACUACUGCAGGGGACAAAUUGAAUGUCAAUAAAAAAAUAAAUGCCAUAUCUUCGAAGCCCACAGUUUCAAAAGAGCAAAGAUUGUACGAUAUAGAUAACUUAAUUUCAAUUGAAGUUCCAAGUAAAAGUCCUACGAAGUUCCAAUUAAAUAAAGUUCAGUAUCUGGGCCGUCUAACGGAGAUGGCUGCUGAAUAUCGUCUAAAAAAUCUAGCAGCUGAGCUCGUCAAACUUUCCAUAGACGAUAGCAGUGCCGAAUUGGAAGAAAUUAAAGCGUAUGAGUUUAUUUUGGCUGAAUACGUUAUAGAUGUUCAAACUAAGAAAAUUAAAAAAGAAUUCAUUGACAACAAUCAAAAACCAUGGGCUCUUCUUAAAGAACCAAUGCUGGCAAGUUUGCAGUCAAAGGUUCUGCAAGAAGAAGAAAGUAUUAGAUUGCUUGAAGCUAUAGUUGAAGAAGUGUCGUCUGAAACGAUAAGCAAGCUAAUUUUAACGGAUAUAAAAUAUAACUCGGAUCAGGAACGAAUGGAACUACGAAGAAAGUUUUCCGUAGAGCAUAAGGACAAACUGAAAGCGAUUAAGACAUUCUUCAACUGCAAAAAGGUUCCGAAGAAGACAAUAGAUCAAGCAUUCGAGCUAGCAAGAAAACGUCAGUUGGAAUCUAUCAAACUCACAAAACUUCCCGAUGAUUUUGGAAAACAUGAUCGUUCCACGAGUAAUAAUGCAGAGAGGUCUGCCGAAUUGGCCGCAAAGUUCGUAAAAGUUAUCGAACAUGUCAAAGGUAACAAACAAAUUCCAAUGGACCAGUUGGUGGAGUGUUUCGGUGGUCUGGAUAAUAUUACUAAACUAAUAGGUAGUUUGCUAGUGCUAGAUGUAAAAAGUAAAUUGUUUAAGUUUGAUCUUGGAUCGGUGACAUGGAAGGAAUUUUUCGAAAUUUUAAAACAAAAACUAGAAGGUUUAGAACAAAAACUAAGAGGUUUAGAACAAAAACUAAAAGGUUUAGAACAAAAACUAGAAGGUUUAGAACAAAAACCAGAAGGUUUAGAACAAAAACUAGAAGGUUUAGAACAAAAACUAGUAGUACAAUUAGAUCAAAUUCGCUUCCUAGACAAUGUACCAGGUUUUCCACUAGUUAACGAUAGCGACAGGAAGUUAGCUGGACAAUUUAUCGAUAAAUUAUGGUUUUAUGUGAAUCAAGCGGAUGGAGAUGAUUUAGAAAAACAUUUGAAAUUUGAAAUAGCACAAAAGUAUAGCAAUUAUGAUAGAAAUUUUUUUAAACUUUGCUUUGGAGCAGAUGCAAUUUUGCAAAAUAUAUACUCUAAAAUCCAACGCUGGUGGAUAAAUCCAAAGAAUGACAGUACAUUUGGUAGUGGAUGGUUAACCAAAGAAUGCGAAUAUUUCCAGGAGGCAAAACACGAACUGAUGAAGGCACCGAUAUUGAAUAUAUUGGAUACCUGGUUCAGCAAGUGCAAACAUUAUUCAAAACUGGUUGAGUUUUCUGAUGAUUCUCUAGAAGUUUUGAAACUGAAAGAACCAUUGGUAGAUACUUUGAAUAUUAUCACUAAGAAUAUUUUACUUACCAGUUUAAAAUUACGUCAAUAUUUUGCACAAAAACAGGAUAAUUGUUUUUUUACUACAUGGAGUGAUGUUAUCAACAACAACUUGGUAAAGGAUAUUGAAAAUGAACUUAAAAAUUUGAACCCAUGCAUAGUAAUUAUAGUUAAAAAGGAGGAACUUCUAGAAUUUAGUUCGCCUUAUCCGUUUCAUACAAAAUGCAUUCUUGUGAGUGAAGGACCCAUAAAAGAUGUAAAUUCUAUUUCCGAUGAGUGUAGAGGCUUAACUGAUCUUACAGCUGAUUCACAAGAUCGUAUUUUAAAAAGUAAAACCGUUAACUUCCAGGGUGAAAAAGUUUCUCUGAGUCACCUAAUACGCACACAAGAGCUCAGAAAAGCGAUUGAUUCGAAAACGCUUGAGAUGUUACUUGCUGAGGAGGAAAUACAAAUUGGUAAAAGUCUAAAUGAUGAUAUCGGCUAUUUCAUACAACGUACAUUCCAGCGGCAAACAAUAUUUGAAAGGCAUACUUUGGAAAAAGAAGAUUCAGGGUUUCUCAUAGUUCAGUCCGGUGACAUCGAUGAAAGUAAACUAAAGAAAAAUACUGAUUUAGUAACUAUUUCCGAUGAUGAGGAAGUAUUUCAUGUUUUAAGUAGAAAAUUCACGGAACGAAACAUUCACUGGUUCAAGGAGCAAGACGAAAAUUUACUGUGGCAAAAAUCUAACGGCCAUCUGUCUAAGCUUCGCGACAUUGCAUCGAACCUAAUAUUGGACGUCGACGUGCAGAAUGACGAAUUAGGAUCGGUUGUAAUGCUAGCUGCGGAACCUGGAAUGGGAAAGUCCACAAUGUUUUCAUACUUGGCGAAAACAGUGAAACAGAAAACGCCGACUUCCUGGGUGGCCAAUGUAUGUCUUCGUGAACAUUCGGGAUUGUUCCUAAAAUGGAAAACCCAACCCGUCACUCCAAUCGAAGCGAUUCACUCCAUCCUACUUCGCAAUGGAAGUGAAGAAAGGCUUCUCGGCCCGGCACUUUUGGAAAAAGAAAUAUUCAGUUAUUUGUGGCGGGAAAAGAAGAUUAUAAUAUUUCUAGAUGGGUACGAUGAAAUCAGCCCAAACUACGAGGAGGAAGUAUUCCAGGUAUUGACCGCACUGAAGCAGCAUGACAUCGAGCGCUCGUGGAUUGCAACUCGUUCAAAUUUGCAGCUCGAAUUAGAGCGAAGAUUAAAUUUGUUUGCUUUGAGUUUGAAACAAUUUGAGAAAGUCGACCAAACACGAUUCCUGGAAGCUUUGUGGAAGAAAAAGGAUCAAACAGAGGACCGUUUGACGAACUUCUGUCGUGAGAUUUUAUCGCGAAUUACUUCUACAAUAAGAGACGUGAAGGAUAGAUUUGUAGGAAUCCCUUUGCAAUUGAAAAUGAUAGCUUUGGUUUUUGCACAAUUAUGUGAAGAGUAUUGCAAUUCAGCCAGCAAAAUGACGGAUGAAGUAUUAAAGAGCAAAUUAAAAGAAAACUAUAAUUUGAUUGAUUUAUAUAAAGAGUUCUUCCGAAUCAAAUUCGUAGUUGUACUCAAUGAAGAGAAAGAAGGCGUUAAGUCGGCUUCGGUCACCAUGAAGCAACAACUUGACACAUUACUUGAAAAUGCAACACGUAACCAUCGAAUUCUAGCAGCUGUUGCGCUGCUCGACAAACGGUUCUGUAAAUUGUUUCUCUCAACGCAGGAGCUCUCAGAAGCCGAAAACCUAUUGCAAAACAUUUCACAGGAAAAGACCGGCAUUGUGUAUCGCGUCCAAGAUGGCCAACCAGUUUUUGUCCAUCAAACGUUUGCCGAAUACUUUAUUGUUGACUACUUUUGGGAAAAACUCACCGCGAAGGGGCACCGAAAAAGUGAACUGUUUAUGUUGACUGUCAUCCUUUGUGAGUUCAUAAAAUACAAUAAACUAGAAAUUUUGCGGUUCUUUCAACAGAGAGCUACCAAGGAGCUGUCCAGGGUAAAGUCGCCUGAAGGAAUAAGCUCUGCGAUACCGCGUAUGUGUGAAAUCAUUCUCACGUUGCACACUUGGAAAGCUCCCAUGGUGUUGUUGGAAAUAGUUGAUUCUUAUAUUUCUUUGAUGAACAAUAUAAACACUGAUCCAGCUCCAGUUUUCCCUUGGUUAAUGGUUGACCCAACGGAUUAUCUUUUUUUGUUUUGCGUAAGAAAUGGACUCACAAAUUUAAUCAAGUGCUUGGAUAAAACAUUCGAUUCCUGGAAUGUCAAUGCCUUGGGCCGCAUCUUUUACGAGGAACCCCUAGCGUGGACGUUUGAUAAACCGUUAGGCGGUAAAAUUGCUGUAUUACAUGUGGCAGCGGAUGCUGGUUAUCUCGAAAUGGUGGAGCACUUUGUUGCUGCCGGGGCAGAUAUCGAUGUCAAGUGCUGUAGAGAAAGAACUCCGCUAAUGUACGCAUCAAGAAGUGGUCGUUUGGAGAUUGUGGAAUAUCUGCUAAAGAAAUCUACUUAUAUCGUGAGAACCUGUGAUUCAGAAAAACUAACAGCAUUGCAUUAUGCUGCAGUGGCAGGUCACACUCAAAUCGUACAAAAGCUACUGGAAGCAGCAAAAACAGAGCAGGAUAAACCCACGUGUAAAAUGUCUGAUGCUCCGAGCUGCACGACGAUAGAGAGAAGGAUUAUUGAUGCUGAGAAUGAGUAUAAAAACACAGCUUUGCACAUGGCUGCAUAUAACGGUCGUAUUGAAGUAAUGGAAGAGCUGUUGACAGCUGAUUUGCUUAUAAAUGCUGUUAAUAGCCACGGAAAAACUCCACUCAUCCUUUCGCUGGAAGCAAGCCAUUUUAAUGCUGCGGAAUAUUUACUAACAAAAGGUGCUGACGUUGCCAUUGCGGAUCGUGAGGGAAUGACUGCGUUGCAUUAUGCUGCAGCGAAGGGCAACGUCAAUUUAAUUGAAAAAUUGAUUACAGCAAAAACACCAGUAGAUGGUACGGACCGGAGGCGUCCAACUCCGUUAAUGCUUUCUUCGAAAGAAGGCCAUCGUCAAGCAGUAGACUAUCUUCUAGGAAAAAAUGCAGACGUUAAUGCAAAGGCCUUACGCCAACAAACAGCCUUACACUGGGCUGCAAGAAACGGUCACUUUGAAGUGGUCAAAAUCCUGUUAAACGCAGGGGUGCAAGACAAAACGGGAUUGGUUCUAUUAUCGAAAUUUUAUGACGUUGCAAGUCUUCUCACAGAAAACCAAGUUAAUGUUGAUGUUAUUGCUGUCGUUAAUUUUGCUCCUUUGAUGAAACGAACGGCAUUACAUAUGGCUGCAUACAGAGGUUGCGUUGAGAGCAUUAGGAACUUGGUGACUGCAGGGGCGAACAUUGACGCUGUUGAUGAGAACGGAAAAACUGCCCUAAUAAUAUUGUUGGAAAACGGUUUCAUUCAGGCCGCAAACCAUUUGUUGACGAGAAAUUUGGACGUUAAUAUUGCGGAUUCACAAAAGCAGACACCACUGCAUUUUGCAACGAUUAAAGGUCUCUUUGAAAUCGUUAAGGUUCUGGUGGAGGAAAAAGAUGCGCAAAUCGACGCUGCCGAUAAAUACGGUCGAACGGCUUUAAUGUUAGCGUUGGACCAAGACAAGCAUGCUGUUGCAGAUUAUUUACUGAUGAAAAAUGCAGAUGUCAAUUCUACAAAUGCAGCUAACGAGACUGCAUUAUAUAUUGUUGCAAGAAAACACAGGCUGGACAAAAUUGACAAACUGUUGGCAAAAGGAGCGUCAACUUCAAUUGAUGUUAUUACUAAAUACGGAGAAACUGUGGUAACGUGCAUAUUGGCAUAUUUCGGUCAACUACCAAAUACACUGCUAAGUAAAAUCACGGAUAAUGUGAAUUCAUCAAAACAGAUUGUAUUACAUUUUGCCGCACAGAAGGGUUGCACUGACGUCAUUGAAAAAGUGUUUGCUCAGGCUUCAGUUGGAGCGUUAAUUGAUGCUACUAACGGAAGUGGCCAAACUGCGCUCAUGCUCUCGUUGGAAGCAGGCCAUAUUGGUACUGCAGAAUAUUUGCUAACGAAAAAUCCAAGAAUCGAUAUACGCUGUCAUUACGGAAGGACAGCCCUGCACUACGCUGCGGCAAGAGGCUCUAUUGAAAUGGUUGAAAAACUGUUAAACACGGGAGUGCAAAUCGAUACUACAAGCACGACUGGUGAAACCGCGUUAAUGCUUUCAUUGGCUUCAAACCAUUUGCCACUUGCAGAUUAUUUGCUGAGUCGUAAUGCAAGAUUAGAUCUCGUGAAUUCUAACGGAAUGACAGUGUUACAUUAUGCGGCAAAAAGUGGACAUAUGACAAUAGUUGUAAAAUUGGUAGACGCAGAACUAGACAUUAACGCUACCACCGGCGGAGGCUAUACUCCGUUAAUGCUUUCAUUGGCCUCAAACCAUUUAGAUGUUGCAAACUAUUUGCUGAUGCAUAAUGCAAGACCUGAUUUCGUUAGUUCUGACGGAGUAACAGCGUUACAUUUUGUGGCGAAAUGUGGAGAUAUGACAAUAAUCGAAAAAUUGGUUGAUGUUAAAGCAGACGUUAACGCUACCACUAGCGAAGGCUAUACUCCGUUAAUGUUUGCAUUGCAAGGUGGCCACUUGGAAGCCGCAAACUAUCUCCUGAACAAUACCAGCAACAUCCAAGCUGCAUGUCCACGAGGGCUGAAUGCAUUUCACCUGGCUGCAGAAAAAGGUUUCUUUGCAAUAGCUGAAGGGUUAGUCAAUGCGGGAAUAAAAAUUGAUAGUAUUUCUAACUGGGCUGAAACUCCGUUACUAGUGGCAUUAAAAAAUAACUGUUUUGAUGUCGCAGAAUUCCUUCUGACGAAGGCUGACAAUGUCGAUUAUUUAAAUUCUUCGAUAGAAUUCUCAGGAGAAGAAGUUUCGAGAAUAUGCCCGCCUAAAAUUCUUAAAAUGUUAACGGAAAAAGGUGUAAAGCUUGAUGUUAUUUAUAAAAACUUCACAGAAUGUUUAGUACGUCUUUUGGAAAAUGGUCAGCAUGAAGAUCUAGAUAGUAUCUUGGUAGCAGCAAGUCAUACACAUCCCAUCAUCAAAGAAACUGAAAGCUCUUCCUCGAGCCACUUGCCUCUGCAUAUAGCUGCAGAAAACGGUCACAUUGAAGUAAUGAAAGUGCUUUUGGCUGCUUACCUACAAAUUGAUGCUGAUACUCGCUCCGGAAAAACUGCACUUAUGCUUGCGUUGCAAAGAGGUCAUUUGAAAGCUGCAGAAUGUUUGCUAGAAAAUGGUGCUGACGUUGAUGCUUUGGAUUCUAACAGAAAGGUAGCCCUUCAUUAUGCUGCAGAAAAAGGCUAUUCCGAAAUAAUGGAUAGGUUGAUCACAACAGCAACCUCAGUCGAUGCUUUCAGUCGGCACCGUGAAACUGCGUUAAUUCUUUCUUCGAAAGCUGGACAUGUUCAAACUGUAGAAUUUUUGCUGGGAAAAAAUGCAAAAGUUAAUCGAAUGGGUUCGAACAGAAAAACGGCUUUACAUUAUGCCGCAGAAAAAGGUCACCUUAAAAUCGUGCAAAAACUUUUGACCAAAGAGGUGGCGGACAAGACUGCAUUGGUCCUAUUGUCGAGGUAUUUCGAUGUUGCAAACUUACUGAGAGAACACCAAGUAGACGUUAAUGUUAGGUCUUCAGAAAACCAAACGGCAUUACACUAUGCUGCCAGCAGGGGUCACGUUGACAGCAUUAGGAACUUGGUGGCAGCGGGGGCGAAUAUUAACACUACUGAUGAGGAUGGACAAACUGCGUUAAUGAUCUUAUUGGACAAAGGUUUUCUUGAUGCUGCAAACUAUUUGAUGAUGGAAAAUGUGGAUGUUAAGGUUGCCGAUUCACAUGGGCAAACCCCAUUACAUUUCGCAGCGAAAAAAGGUCUCUUUGAAAUCUUUGAGACGUUGGUGGAUAAAGGAGCGGAAAUCGACGCUGCAGAUAAAAACGGCAAAACGGCUUUAAUGUUAUCGUUGGACAGAGGUUUUUUUGAUGCUGCGGACGUUUUACUGGAAAAUGGAGCAAGUGUCAGCGCUGUAGAUUCAGAUAAAUGUACUGCAUUACAUAUUGCCGCCAGGAAAGGAUUCGUCAACAGUAUUGAAAAACUGUUAAAAAAAGAAGCACCAAUUGACGCUGUGACUGAUUAUGGGAAAACUGCGCUCAUGCUUUCUAUAGAAAGGGGUAUCCGUAAGGCAGUACACGUCUUACUGGAUGCAAAUGCCGAUGUUAAUAUUGAGGACUCAUUGAAAAAGACUGCACUACAUUAUGCCGCCGACGAAGGUUUCCAUGACUGCAUUGUAAGGAUGGUGGAAGCUGGUGCAUUAGUUGAUGCUGCUACCACGAACGGUGAAGCUGCCCGGUUGCUCUGGUCGCUAAAGGACCAUUUUAAUAUUGCUGAAUAUUUACUAGAAAAAAAUGCAGGAAUUGAUGCAAAGAAUUCUGACGGACGGACAGCCCUACAUUAUGCUGCGGAAAACGGCUGCGUUACAAUAAUUGAAAAAUUAUUAAAAGCGGAAGCGCAAAUCAAUGCUACAACUACGAAAAAUCAAACCGCGUUAAUGCUUGCAUUGGCUUCAAACCAUUUAGAUGUUGCAGAUACUCUGCUGAAGCAUGAUGCAAGACUAGAUUUCGUGGCAUCUAACGGAAUGACAAUGUUACAUUAUGCGGCAAAAAGUGGACAUAUGUCGACAAUUAAGAAAUUGGUGGAUGCAGGAGCAGACGUUUACGCUACCACCAGCGAAGGUUACACUCCGUUAAUGCUUUCAUUAGAUGCAAACCAUUUGGAUGUUGCACACUGUCUGCUAAUGCAUGAUGUAAGACUAGAUUUCGUGAGUUCUGAUAAAAUGACAAUGUUACAUUAUGCAGCAGAAAGUGGACAUAUGCCAACAAUCAAGAAAUUGGUAGACGCAGGAGCAGACUUUAACGCUACCGCUGGAACAGGCGAUACUCCGUUAAUGCUGUCAUUACAAAGCAGGCAAUUGGAAGCCGCAAAGUAUUUUGUAGAUAAAACUACCAACAUCCAAGCUGUGAAUCCACGCGGAUUAAAUGCAUUACAUUUUGCUGCAGAACAGGGUUAUUUACCUAUAGUUAAGAAGCUGGUGAAUCGAGGGAUGAAAGUUAACAAUAUUUCUAAAGUGUGCGGAACUCCGUUUCAUUUGGCAUUGAAGCGUAACUUCUUCGAUGUCGCGGAGUAUCUAUUAAUGCAAACUGAGAAUGCUGAUUAUUUGAAUUCUGUGGUAGGGUGCUUUGAAGUUACGGAAAAAUGUCCCCCCAAAAUUCUGCAACAGUUAGUAGAAAAAGGUGUAAUAAUCGAUGUCAUUUACAAAAACUGUACGGACUAUUUAGUACAACUAUUGCAAAAUGGUCAGCAUGCGGAUGUAGAUAGUAUCUUAAAUGCAGCAGCGUUGAAAGCGUUACAUUCAUAUCUCGUCAAAACGACUAGAGGGUCUUCCUAGUACCCGUACAAAAGCUACAAGUCCCUAAUGGUAGAAGCAGUGACCUGACUGACUUUCAAAUUGAAAUAGUCAUUCAUUAGCGUACCGGUGGAUCUAAACCUGCGCUCAACAGCUAGCAGGCUGCAGUCAGCAUUUUUCGACUUCCGUCAGAAGUCCCAGUGUUCUUAAUGAGGUUGUGAUUCCCGUUGACUGUUAUUUACAUACUAUUUACUAUGCAUUUACAUGUUUUAAAAGGUUAAUUUAAGAUUUUUUAAGAAUAAAACUGAAAGUUUUGAAGCAUUUAAUCCUGUUGGAACCAACUUGAUUUGUAUCACCACUCACUAAAUAGAUUUUUAAUAUAUUACAAACUUAUAAGCUGUGUUACUUCAAAUUGCCAAUGUUGAAAAUGCCAAAUUCAUGAUUAACUUUAAUGGGUUAUAUAUACAGGAAGUUAGGAAGCCU
This is a messenger RNA of Sabethes cyaneus, 10131 nucleotides long. RefSeq lists its product as uncharacterized. The record is from RefSeq and is a predicted model, not a curated record. The coding region runs from base 307 to 9690 and encodes 3127 amino acids. The transcript is spliced from 3 exons. Gene Ontology annotation, molecular function: protein binding. Lineage: Eukaryota; Metazoa; Arthropoda; Insecta; Diptera; Culicidae.